Molecule: messenger RNA, 7322 nt
Organism: Camponotus floridanus (Florida carpenter ant)
Lineage: Eukaryota; Metazoa; Arthropoda; Insecta; Hymenoptera; Formicidae
Exons: 21
Coding region: 1086-6026 (1646 amino acids)
Biological process (GO): negative regulation of DNA-templated transcription; regulation of transcription by RNA polymerase II
Cellular component (GO): histone deacetylase complex; transcription regulator complex
Molecular function (GO): transcription corepressor activity
Source: RefSeq, a predicted model, not a curated record
ACGUAUCGGGUACAUGUAUCGUGUGUCGACUUCGCGUCACAUUUCGCGUCGAGUGUCGCCAUAGUUAUAAACGCAGCGCGCCUUUUCGAGCGUCCGCGUAUUUGCAGACUCGCCGUGACGUUGCGGGUGUCGCGCGACUUACACGUACAUGUGCCAAGUGACGUAGUCAACAUAUCCAGUGGCGACCAGGGACUGAUAGUCGCAUCGGCGAUUGUAACGUUGGUUACGCGGUGUCUUUCCCGCGCGCGGAGAGAGGCGCAUUUUUCGCAGCGCGUCAAUUUCCUCCCGCGUUAUCGAUUCGCGUCCAUUCGCUCGCACGUGCUUCGACGGACCGAUCCGCGCGUGACGCGAGCGUGGAACUUUGGCGCGACGCCGCUGGCCCUUUAAAUCGCCCGGGGCAUCUCCACUUCCCCCACUCCGGCGCGCGUGUGUGGUGCCCCUCUCCGCGACCAUUUAAAUUCCACGAGGUCGACCGGUGGUCGGACCGUUUAAAGGGCCCGUCAUUGCGUAAUCGCGCACCGGGACUCACGACUGCGUCUACGUUCUUUCUCUCUCUCUCUCUCUCUCUUUCUCUCUCUCUCUCUCUCUCUCCCCCUCCCUCCUCUCCUCUCCUUUCCUCUCCUCUCUCUCUCUCUCGCGCGUUCUCGCUUCGAUGUCGCCGUCGUCGUCGAUGUUUUACGAGCGUUCCUACGAUAUCGCGAGUGGUCACGCGCGCGAGAUCGUAAACUCCCCGCGCGGGGUUCCACGAGGCGACGCUUGACUGUGUUUUGGCAACCAUCGCCGGAACUUAUCCUUGCACGCAUCCCAUCCUGCUCCGCUUCGAGUCUCAGCCAUUGGCACCGAAGAAUUAUGUAACGCCUGUCGAGGAACCACCGACCACUGAACCCGCCCGCCCGGCUCGGAAUGCGGGAUUCCUUCGCAGUUUUUGGCGAGACGUGUUUGGCUUCGGAUUACGUUCGACGUGAAUUGGAUGCAGUGACGUCAUCGGGAGUUAGCUCCACGCAUGUCAAUAGACAACACCAAUUGGCUAUGGCUCGUGUAUUAAAGCCACAACUGCCGCCCUCCAAGCCGCCUCUCAUUUCUUCAUGGCAGCUACGAGUGACAGCGGGCUAGUGGACACAGAUCCAGGUCGAGUUAGCAACAUGACAGCCAUUAACUCGGGUCCGGUCGGGGAAGUGGGCGGCGUGAGGCUGCCGCUGCAGUCAUUACAUGGAUACGGAUCUGUGUUCAUGUACUCGGCGUCGACGAGUCCCGGGGGUGGAGGUGGCCAGGGUGGCGGAGGCGGGGGUGAGGUCACCCUCCGCCUCCGCGAACCUGAGGACAUUCCCGAAGAGGUUCUCGCCCGCCUCGAGGACACCGCCACCCUCUCCAUCUCUCUUCAAAGCGAUGCAGUCCUGAGGCUAGGAGCGGCUGGCACAGGAAAUGGAAACUUGGAAUUGUUUGAUAGUGAGAGCGGACCGGACCUCACGCUAUCACCUCAAACCUUCACGUCAACGGCGGAGGCCUUCAUCAAUGACAAUAGCGACAGUCUCGGGGUUCCAGGAGACAACGACACCGGUAGCAGCGAGGAAUCGAGAGCCGGUGGCGGUGAUCCUGGGAAGCUGGGAGUGAAGAAACCGAGACCGAAGGCCUCCUCGCCGAAUAGGCAGGGACCACAGCAGUGUCAGGUCUGCGGAAAGGUGUUCAACAACGCAUCGGCGCUCACGAAGCACAAACUGACGCACAGCGACGAGAGGAAGUACGUGUGCACGAUGUGCGGCAAAGCGUUCAAGCGGCAGGACCACUUGAACGGGCACAUGCUGACGCAUCGAAAUAAGAAGCCGUACGAGUGCAAAGCCGAAGGAUGCGGCAAGUCUUAUUGCGACGCGAGGAGCCUGAGAAGACAUACGGAGAAUCAUCAUGCUGGCAGCAAAGUUAAUGAGAGCGUCAGUCCCAGCAGUCCCACAACCGGGCCUCAUACGCCUAACACUCCCGGAAGUAAUCCCAGCACACCGAGCACGCCCGGUGCAACGUCCACGACGAAUGGACACGGACAUGCAGCUUUGAAGCAGCUACUCGCCACUGAACCCGCGCAAACGCAACAACAAAAGAGCGCCACGUCUCCCGGUGCCAACAACGAUGGCCUCACGAAGCAACAGCUGGAGCUCAUCCAGCAGAUUAUGCAACAAACGCAACAGCAACAACAACAAACAACUACGCAACAACAGCAACAACAACGAACUACUACUCCAUCGACAGCGGUAGCUACACAGUUACAGAAAACACAAAAACCGUCCAUCAAAUCCACCGCGUCACCCGGCAACAUUUCCAACAAUUCCGGAAGCGGGAACGCGACUAGUAAUGCAAGAUCGAGUCCGAAGCCGAAAGUCUGGAGUCAUUCGCAGCAUCACCAUGACCAUCAUCAUCCACGCCAACAACAGCAGCAUCAGCACCUGCAGCAACAGCCGUAUCAGCAGCAACAAUCGUAUUAUGGACAUCACCAUCAGUACCAGACUCAGCAUCAUCAGUACUCGCAGCAGCAGUACUCGCCGGAUUAUCUGUAUCGAUUUUCCCUUCAGCAACAACAACAGCAAGCGCAGCAGCAGCAGCAACAGCAACAACAACAGGUCGGCUCACCGGGAAGCGGAAAUGUGGGGAAGGGCAGCCCGUCUCCCGGAAAUUCGUCAUCUCCCGGUACGGUCGCUACUUCCAACAAAUCCCAAACCGAGCCGAAACCGGUGGAGUGCAAUCUGUGCCAUCGAAAAUUUAAAAACAUACCGGCUCUUAAUGGCCAUAUGAGACUCCACGGUGGUUACUUCAAAAAGGAUGCAGAGAAUAAGAAGAGCGAGAAGAAAGAGGUCAUCGGACCACCUUUGCAGACGGCAUCGGUCAGCGUGAGAGCACUCAUCGAAGAGAAAAUCAUACAGAAAAGAACGACAGCAGCGGACGCAAAUGCCAAUCAACAGCCUCGUACGAAUGCCACCGUCUUCACCACGCAAGCCGAUGCCGUCUCACAAAUGGCCGGCAAGACGAACUUUGCGGUGCCAGCACCACCACCAUUGGCGACAGCAGAGAAAGUGCGCCGGCUCUCUGAUGGUGAACACUUCCGGCAGCCAAAUGUCACCGUGAGCGGUCACGCAACUGUGCAAAAGCAGCUGCAGGAAGCGCAAACUCAGGCUCAAGCGCAAGCGCUUGCCGAUCUGAUCCUGAAGGGAGCGAAGGUGGCUGUGAAGAGAACAACCUCUGAUCCAGGACAAAGAUUACAUCUAACUUAUCAACAGCCUGUGCAAUCAGCGACGACUAAUCAACAACCGAAUAAUCAGCAGCCGCAGGCUCAACCUGCGGUAACAGAAAGCUUCACGAUGACAGGUUACGCCGAGGAUGGUGGUUAUUUUAGUCCGAGUUUGCAGGACGAAGUGUUUCAACAGGUCACAACAGUCCCUGACAGCGUGCUUUUGCAUGCUACGCAAUUGGACUCAAUUCAGUUUCAAACGGCCAGCCUAUUGCAAGAACAAUCUACCGAACAGCUGCAGGAUAUCACAUUAGAAGAUCGAUACUCAUCGCAGCACACAGUCAAUCCGGACUUACAAGCGUUGGUAAACUCACCGUUGCCUGACUCGUUGGCCGAAUUCAGUACUUAUGCCGCGCAAUACACGGAAAGUCCUCAUACAUUACCGACCCAGUCGCCCUUGCCAUCGCCCUUGACACGACAUGACAGCCCGAGCUUCACAUAUCCCACCCCACCAGCUAGCCAGGAAGGUCUGCUUACUGGAAGCCUACCGUUGUUAAGUCCUCAAGAGGAUCCGGAAAAUGUAAGACAAGUGUCGUCACCGCUCUCGGCGGCAUUUUACACCACCACAAUGUCAUCUGCCGCGGCUGUGGAGGAGGCGUUGAACGAGGUGUUGCCGGGCGAAUCCGAGGCGGACGCGGACCUCUAUGGGUCCGGCUCGCCGAAUCCGCACUCGCCACUGCCAAGCCCAUUGUCGGCGACACCAGCACCGUCGCCGCUGUCCUCGCUGCCGCCGUCCUCUGUCUCGUCGCCGGGACCGGUCGCCUUCACCGGCACGAGCUUUCCCGUAUCACCGCAUCACGCACUCCAAAGCCAAAUGAUGCCAAACUCAGAAGAUCCGUUGUUAUCCUCGACUCCGAAGGACUUUACCGCCUCCGGUCGCAGGCGAUUUGAGUUCCAGUCAUAUAAACUUAUCACGAGCCAGAACUUCGUGGACUUUGGGCUCGGAAACGGCAGUCUGGCUGGCAUCGUCGUCGAUAAUAAUGGCGAGUUUAAAUUGAUACAGACGGCGGGUCUGCAGAAAGCGAAUGUAUUAGUGCAGGCAGGUUCGCUCAGUCCAGCGUUGACGUUCAAAAAGGAGAUUCGUCUGGCAACGCCGAAAGUCGAGCCUGUUACCGUGAAUCUCGGCUUGAACGUCCAGACGAAUCAACAGCAGUGCAACGCGGGAGGACAAUUUAAUCAGCAGCAAGUCGUCAAUCCGGCCAAGUUUCUCAUUCAAACUAAUCACGCGACAAAGAAUAAUAUUUUGAGACACAAAUUGGCUACUGGAAAUUUACCGAUUCCUGUCGAACAAAUCAAAGAGGAACUGCUAGAUGAAGAUGUCUUUCUCAGUCCUGGCAGUUUACCCGCCAAUAGUCCUGUACGGCAUUGUCGGAAGAGGCCGCGCAUGGAUGGUGGCCAAUAUGCCAACAGUUCGCAUUCUUAUCCAUCGCGACUGCGGAAAGCUUGCGAUCGCCAUUGGGACAGCAGCUAUACACCACCGCCGAUCCUAGAUCCAUCUCGUCCUGGCCCAGGGUUGUAUGCAAGAUUACAUCAGCACGAGAGAGAUUCGGACUUCAGUUCAGAUGACUCUCAAGGAAACGACGGUCCGCCGCCAAGAAUCAACAUCGGCACGAGAUAUCAAGCCACGAUACCGCCGGUCGAAUGCAACGGGGAUAGGGGGAAGGACGGGUCGGAGACCGACCACCUUUUGUGGGAUCCCGGCAUAAACAACGUACUCACGAACACCGAGCUGGAGAUGUACCUGCAAUUCGCGUGUUGCGCCGCGGUACCGGGCGGUGGUAGAAACAAGGAAUACGCGCUUCACCUGUUGCAUAUGUGCAAAGGAAAUAUUCGUGAAGCGAUGGUGAAAUUAAUGCGGCCAACACCUACGCUACCAGUAGAGCAUCCGUUACUCAGCUACGAAUGCCACGAGUCCGAUAGAUGGACGUCACACGAAAUGGACGUAUUCUAUCAAGGACUGCUCAAGUACAACAAAGACUUCUCCGCGAUUUCACGGGACGUCGGUGCCAAGACCGUGAAACAGUGUGUGCAGUUCUACUACCUCUGGAAGAGGCUCUGCCCCGAUGAAUACAAGAGGUUGCGUAUUCGUCACGGAAAACCAAAAAUCAAAAGCGAAAGAGAUUGCAAGGACACCAGGGAACUUCGCGAUGCCAUCGCAUCGGUGACGGAAAUGGACUUUGGUGAAGAAAAAUCAAUUCUUCACCGUACCUUACUACAAACAAACGAGAGAGAAAAUUCGGCGACUCUGACUACUAGCGAAGGAGAGCUGAGGUUAUUCGCAUACGACUGCCCAGAUAGCUUUAGCGGAAGUGUAACAGUAACGAUGGCCGGAAGCACCCAAACCGCCCAAAUCGGCAAUAUCGGCCACGCCACAGUCAACACCAACUCACAAACUCACACUAGUUCUGAGCAACAACUACCCGCGCCCACCCCACUUCACUACCCCUGCAAGAUUUGCGGGAAAGUUUUCAACAAAGUGAAAAGCAGAAGUGCGCACAUGAAAUCCCACAGGCCAAUACCCUUGCCCGAUUCAACGGGUCAGGAAUCUAAACGACCGAUACAACAGUCAUCGAAAGUGCAACAACUGCAACAACCAACAAUGUCAUUGCAACAAAACCAGCAGCAACAGCAACAACAAUCAGACAAUGCUAUACCGCAAAUUCAAGAUCAUCAGCAGCAACUGCCCGCGAGUAUUACCGACAACAGCGCCCAAAAUACAGCACAUUUAUGCCGUAAUCCGACGAGACCCCCAUAGGACAAGAUUCAAGUAAUUAAACUUAAGUUACCUUAACGAAGGCUGUAAUGAUACUAUAGGAAAGUAGUAUGGUCGCGCGCGGUACUAAAGCAGGCUCUUAUUAAAUGAUCGCACAAUCGUUACAAAAAUAACGCUGCAGGAAUAUCUUUUUAUGUGAAUGUGAAAAUUUUUGCUCACAUAAACGGGCAGGUUGCGUGAUAAUAAAUUUCCACGAUAGAUAAUUCCGAAAAUACCUCCGUGAAUACCUCCUCUGUAUGUGCGAAUCUGUGCAGGAGAGCGUGAUUGGUAAAUUUAUCCGAUCAGACGCGGACUAAUUACAUUUAUGCGACUCAUAUGGGGAAUAAUUGACUGUUUAAAAAAGACAUCUAUCGUUAAUGGAAAUCGAAACUAACAAUAAGCACUAAAAGAGUCGUAGAACUCGUAGGGUUUAAUGGCGCAGCGGUAAAACGAUCUUUAACUAUGCAAUCAUUAUAUUCGAGCUCUGUUCAAGAAGGAGACAGGGUACUGACCGUAAACAUUUUCCUUAAUGGAAGACAAGAUCAGCCGGCAUCAAAGAACAAAAAAUCGUCAUUGAAAAAUGAAGCAAACGUAUAGACUUCAUUUUGGCAUUUUGUUGAAGACAAACAGUAAAUACGAUUAUUUAACAUGGCCUAGAAAAAUCAAAUACAACUCGACAAGUAAACGUACGGAAGCGUAUAUAUGCCACUGUCGUUACAAUGAGUGCUGACUCAAGAUACAAAAGAGAUUGACGUGCACCUACAAUAAGCGCCUAAUGAUUAACGCGAUUUCAGUGUACCUAUUUAUUAUGCACGUAAAAUAUUCCCAGAUUGUGCCACAAGACAUUAUUGUUACCUGUUGCUCUUUCACAAUUUUUUAAAGAUGUUUUAAAUUGUUUUUUCUUCCGAUUACAGCCGGGAUCAGUUUGUAUGAAGCCGUAUUUUUCAGGCCAUAUUUUUUUAUUUUCUUGCCAAUAAGUAUGUCUUAUAAUUUAUAAAUUUUAUAAUCGUUUAAGAGAGACAUUAUUAACAUUUUCACUAGAUAGAAAUUACGUUUACAAUGUUAAUAUUAAAAUCUAAAUAAACAAAAAAUGGUGAAACAAAUUGCGGUUUGUCAACCGAUUCCGGAAUGUAAUGUACGACUUGUUGCAUGUUCGCUCUAGUUUUAUAUUUAAUUUAAAUAUCAUUAGCAUAGCAUAUCUAAAAUUUGGAUGAGAAUAAGUAAGUUUUACCAUUCAUAUGUAGAAGAGAUUUGUUAAACUCCUUAAUUUCUUUACCUCUGUUACUUUUUUUAGUAAAU